AUGGCCGCCGUUGAUGACGACACAGCCCGCGAGAGGGCCGAGGCCGUGGCCCGCGCCAUCUCCUACUGCAAGGACACGCUCCGGCGGUCGUCGAUGCCCCCGCCGCCGUCUCCCUCGCCUAGCCUUGACGACUGGCUCCUCGACGACAGAGACAGACAAGAGGUGAAGAUCAUCGCAAGCGCUGCUGAGCAGCACUGCGACGAUUGCAGGACCAGGGACUCGCGGCCCUCGCCGACGCGUUCUCGCCGCGACCAGGACGCCGGCUGGCCCAUCCGGGUGCAGACGAUGGCGAAGCGAUUCAAGGAGUCGCCAUGCUCGUCCUCUCCAAGCCGGUACCGGGACGGUUCGCUCGCCGAGACCGCCGCCGUCGCGCACGGCGAGGAGUCACCGCAUCACGGCCACGGUUGCCGUGGCGAGCCGAUGAGCAGCUUGGACGAGUUGGAGUUUCUGAAAACAUUCGAUGGGGACGAGGAGAUGAUCAAUCGCCAUUUCAUCACUGUGGAGAUCCCAAGAAGCGGCUCUCGAGCGUUCAGGAAGCAGAGUCCGCUCGAUACGAAAAGGAAGCGAUUAGAUAUGAAAAGAAAAAUUCGUGUCAGCGUAAUAGAACCGACACUGAACGGCUGGAGGUAUGCCAAACUUUCCUUUAAUAUAGCAGGCAUUUGA
Molecule: messenger RNA, 663 nt
Organism: Miscanthus lutarioriparius
Lineage: Eukaryota; Viridiplantae; Streptophyta; Magnoliopsida; Poales; Poaceae
Source: the annotation of a GenBank genome assembly